GGUCAAGGAGUUCCUCCCUUUCCCUGUGGCAGGGACAGAGGACAAGUGUCCUGUAGCUGCUCUCUCUGCCUCUCUCGCUGUCAUUAAAGCCCUCCUCUUGCCCCUUUUCUUCUUCCCCUUCUUUCUCAGCUUUCUUUCUCUCUUAAAAGAGGCCACAGGAGAAAAUAACAAUGGAAAGCAGGUGAAGGCUAUCUUGGCUGGCAGACAAACUAGCUGAUAAAUCUUUUUUUAAAAAUGGAGAACAGCCAACCUACCGAUCACCAACCUGAACAACAAUCACAACUUCCUGUAGACAGCGUUGAAACGUUACCUACUCAGAAUGGCUUGGAGAAACAAAGUGAAGAAUCAACUCCUGUGCCUCCGUCCCCUGAGAAUGCUGCACAUUCUCUGCCCGAAAUAAAGCUCUGCGAUAUAUCUGAGGAGCUGAGCCGACAGCUGGAGGACAUUAUUAAAACCUACGGGUCAGCUGCCAGUCUGAUUGAGGAAAGAAAUACUAAAGGAACAGACAAACCUGAGAAGGGAGAAUCAUUUAAUAAUGAUGAUGGAGAAUGUGAAGAUGCCCAUGAUGAGGCGGAGAAAGAACAGGCAGCUUCUGGGGAUGCCUCUGGAUCAAAAGAAUCCAGUAUUCAUAAGGAUCAGAAACUAGAAAAGAAAAUGCUGAAGGGACUAGGGAAAGAAGCUACCCUGCUGAUGCAACAUCUGAAUAAGCUGAAUACACCAGAAGAGAAACUGGACCUUUUAUUUAAGAAGUAUGCUGAGCUGUUGGAAGAACAUCGUACUGAACAGAAAAAGCUGAAGUGUCUGCAGAAGAAGCAGGCACAGCUUAUAAAAGAAAAAGACCAGUUGCAGAGUGAGCAUAGCAAAGCCAUCCUUGCCCGGAGCAAACUGGAGAGCCUCUGCAGGGAGCUCCAAAGACACAAUAAAACCCUGAAGGAGGAGACACUUCAGCGGGCGAGGGAGGAAGAGGAGAAAAGGAAAGAGAUCACCAAUCACUUCCAGGGCACACUGAAUGAUAUCCAGGCACAGAUUGAGCAGCAAAGUGAACGAAACAUGAAGCUGUGCCAGGAGAACACAGAGCUGGCAGAGAAACUGAAAAGCAUCAUUGACCAGUAUGAAGUCAGAGAGGAGCACCUUGAUAAGAUAUUUAAGCACAGAGAGCUUCAGCAGAAACUAGUGGAUGCCAAACUGGAACAGUCACAGGAAUUGAUGAAAGAAGCAGAGGAGCGGCAUCAGCGCGAGAAGGAAUAUCUACUCACCCAAGCUGCUGAGUGGAAGCUCCAGGCAAAAAUGCUGAAGGAACAGGAAACAGUUCUCCAAGCCCAGCUUACUCUCUAUUCAGAACGGUUUGAGGAAUUUCAGAAAACCCUGACAAAAAGCAAUGAAGUGUUUGCCAGCUUCAAGCAGGAGAUGGAUAAAAUGACAAAGAAGAUGAAAAAGUUGGAAAAGGAUACAGCUACGUGGAAAUCAAGGUUUGAGAAUUGCAAUAAAGCUUUAUUGGACAUGAUUGAAGAGAAAUCCAUGAGGGCCAAGGAAUAUGAGUGUUUUGUGGCAAAAAUUCAGAGGCUGGAGAACCUCUGUAGAGCACUGCAGGAGGAAAGGAAUGUACUGUACAAAAAAAUAAAAGAAGCACAAUUCCCUGAGGAGAAAAGGGAAGAAGAAGACGAGGAAGAAGAGCAGACCAGAGAGGAGGACAGCCUAGGAAAUGAGGCUGGUCCAAGCUCUUCUGUUACAGACCAGGCUGAUGAGUUAUCAGUUGCUAAUGAACUGGUCGUGAAGGAUUUGGCUGUUGCUAAUGAGAAUGCCUUGAAAGAACUGGCUACAGCUUUCAUAGUGACCCAUCACCUGGAAAUGCCCCUCAUAGACACCAAUCAGGAAGCCAGCAAAGAGUCACAUGACCUACAAACAUGCAGCCCGCUCUGUUUCCCUGAGCCAACAUUACCAUCUCCUAUGCACCAAGACACAGCAAGCCCUUCUGUGGAGCCAAUAGCACCUGUCCCAAAAGCUGAGCAACAAGAAGGAAAACCUGAAGAGCAACCUGCUGAAAAUUACCCAGAGCUUCAGUUGCUUGAUGCUGACAUGGAAGGAGUUGAUUAGUGUAGCAUGUAGAAGAAACUUUCUUUCUACAAUUCCAUCUUCUCAUUCUUCUCCUCUGAUUAUUUUUACAAAAGAAAUUAUGAGGCUUCCUAACCAUUCAGAGUUUUACCCUUCAAGACUGUGAGAGUCAUCUUGCUAAUAUGCCAUCAAGUUGAAUGAGUAGCAAUGGGCUUGAAGUUUGCCUCAUCUAAUCAAGACAAAGUUCUUUCCUGAAGUAGAGCAAAACACAUGAUCUUCCCUAUGCUACUAUCUGCCUUCAGCAAUGAUAAAGUAGGAAGCCCUAAAAGCCCUUGACAUUCAGCAUACUCUCAAACAACCACCACCAGAUCUUGAAUAUUACUUUGGUUUUAUGUAAAACAGUGCCAUUUGAAAUAUGAGAAGUAGCAUGAACUUAGGAGAGUGGAGUGGUGGAAGUAAAAGGGGUUAAACAAUAAUGAAGAGGUCUGAAUCAAUCAUAAAAUAAAAGGAGUGGUGCAACAAACACAAAGCUGUUAAAACCUCUGUCUACAUGUGUACUGCCAACAUUAUCACUUCCAGCUGAACUACAAUUUUCAAGCCACUUUGUCCUAAACAAUUCCCAAGACUACAGCCAGAAACAGCCCUGGGAUACUUGUAGCUUGACUACACUAAAUGCAGUAAGCCCUUGUUCACAGGGAAGACAGACUGUUCAGUGUAGGUGAUCUUUUGUUUGUUGGUUUCCAAGAGUAUUAUAUGAAAAUAAAUAAUAUUGUCCAAUAAAAAUUUGUAUUGAUACAUGA
Molecule: messenger RNA, 2852 nt
Organism: Gekko japonicus
Lineage: Eukaryota; Metazoa; Chordata; Lepidosauria; Squamata; Gekkonidae
Gene: TXLNB
Product: taxilin beta
Exons: 11
Coding region: 235-2094 (619 amino acids)
Molecular function (GO): syntaxin binding
Source: RefSeq, a predicted model, not a curated record